Fulvia fulva is the source of this 1914-nucleotide messenger RNA. RefSeq names its product ENTH domain-containing protein. Gene Ontology annotation, biological process: clathrin-dependent endocytosis; vesicle budding from membrane; clathrin coat assembly. Gene Ontology annotation, molecular function: phosphatidylinositol-4,5-bisphosphate binding; clathrin heavy chain binding; 1-phosphatidylinositol binding. The record is from RefSeq and is a predicted model, not a curated record. The transcript has a single exon. NCBI's taxonomy places the organism in Eukaryota, Fungi, Ascomycota, Dothideomycetes, Mycosphaerellales, Mycosphaerellaceae. Gene Ontology annotation, cellular component: clathrin-coated pit; clathrin-coated vesicle. The coding region runs from base 1 to 1914 and encodes 637 amino acids.
AUGUCUCUCGCGAACCACCGCUCGCAUCCCGCCAUGUCGAGCUCCUUCGAGAAGUCGGUCAAGGGCGGCACCAAGGUCAAGCUCGCGCCGCCCAAGUCCAAGUACGUCGAGCACAUCCUCCUGGCCACGCAGUCCGGCGAGGCGGGCGUUGCCGAGGUCUUCCGCACCCUCACCCACCGUCUGCGCGACUCGACAUGGACGGUGGCCUUCAAGGCGCUCAUCAUCGUCCACCUGAUGAUCAAGGAGGGCGUGCAGGACGUCACCCUGAGCUAUCUAUCCGUUGCGCCCCAGCAGAGACUGGCCAUCAAUCACUUCACCGACGUCCAGACCCAAGGCCAGAACAUCAGAGUCUACGCGGAAUACCUGCUUGCCCGCGCGAAGGCAUACGAGAGGGCCAAGUGCGACUAUGUGAGGGGCGGUGAAGGCCGUAUGAAGCGAUUGUCUGUGGACAAGGGCCUCCUACGCGAGACCGAGGUGGUGCAGGACCAGAUCAAGGCAUUGGUCAAGUGCGAUCUGCUGCAGAACGAUGUGGAAAACGAGAUAUCCUUGACUGCCUUUCGUCUGCUUACGCGGGAUCUGCUGGACUUGUACAACGUGGAGAAUGAGGCCGUCAUGAAUGUCUUGAGCCACUACUUUGAGAUGUCGCGGCCAGACGCAGAACGCUCGAUCCGGAUAUACAAGAUCUUCUGCAAGCAGACCGAGCAGGUGGUGCAGUAUCUGAGCGUGGCACGGCAGUUUGAGUAUGCCACGAGGCUCGAGAUUCCGAAGCUCAAACAUGCGCCCACGAGCUUAGCCGCUUCUUUGCAAGAGUAUCUGGACGACAAAGACUUUGAGAUCAAUCGACGACAGUAUCUCGCGGAGCAGGAUGCCAGGAAAAGUGGCAAGUCUGUAUCUAAACCUUCACAACCGGCUUCUCGGCCUGCCACCACCACCGCCACCACCACCAGCAAGACGUGGACGCCUUUCGAUGAAGACAACAAAGCCGCGGCGAAAGCUACUACAACUCAACCCACAACAGGCCCUAAGCAAGACCUGAUAGACUUCUUUGAAUCAAUAGAUCAGAAUCAGCAGACGAUGCAGACAAAUCCCUUCCUCCAGCAGCAACAGCAACAACAGGCUCCACAGCUGCAGCAACAAAUGCCGCAAAUGACAGGCUAUCAGCAGCCUCAGCAGUCUGUAGGCUACCAACAUGAUCCGCAGCAAGCCAUGAAUGGCUACGGUGUCAAUGCUCCCUCGACAAAUUCUUAUGGCCAGCCUCAGCCCUUACAAACACAAUAUACCGGUGCUGGAUUUGGAGGCUACGGACCACAACCGACGCAGCAGCAAACGUAUACGCCGACCGGCUUUGGUCAAGAGCAACCGCAAUACGCAAACGCGCCGCAGCAGCAGACACAGCCCCCUGUGCCAUUGCAACCACAGUCCACUAAUCCUUUCCGCCAAUCCAUGAUGGCCACCGAUUCAGGAUUCGGUGCACUUGCGCAACCACAACAACAAGCCCAGCAGCCCCUUCAUCGGCAGGCAACCAACCCCUUCGCCAAGAGCACCUUGCAGUCACUUCCUGAGAACGGCCCUUCACCGCCGCCAACACAGCAGCAACAAAAGACAGCUUCUCCAUUUGCGCCUCAGCCUGGACAUCAUCCUCAGCCGUUGCAGCCACAGCAGACCGGCACAAAUCCAUUCGCGCGAAACGUGACACCAUCGCAGCAACCAGCCGCCUCGACCACCUCGCCGCUGCAGGUACAACCUACUGGCAGCACGAAUCCUUUUCGCCAGUCAAUGUUUGUAAAUCAGCAGACUGGCCAAGGAUGGCAACAUUCGCAGCAGACAACGAUGGGCGGAUUGGAAAGUCUGGAGACAGUGCCCGUGUUUCCACGACCUGGACAGACAUCACAGCAGCAAUCGCCUUGGGGAUGA